Messenger RNA from Aspergillus candidus, 498 nucleotides. RefSeq lists its product as uncharacterized. The transcript has a single exon. The record is from RefSeq and is a predicted model, not a curated record. Lineage: Eukaryota; Fungi; Ascomycota; Eurotiomycetes; Eurotiales; Aspergillaceae. Bases 135 to 470 code for a protein of 111 amino acids.
AUUUCAUAGGCUCAUCUUCCUCUUUCUGCUUUCUCUUGCAUCUCAAGCGACGCAGGUAUCAAUCUCGAUCUACCCUCACCAAUCAGUCGGUCUCAUGCUAUGCAGCAGAAGCCAUCAAAACCACAUCUACGUGCAUGAAGCAUGGUUCUCCCUUCCUCGCUCAGUCGACCUUGCUCUCUCUCUUUCCCUCUCCCUCCUCCAUCUUAUUCUCGCCUCCUCUGUUUAUCCUGUUUCUGACAUUCCAAUCAACCCGACGUUGGCCUGGUUAUGCCGUGUUAUGUAAACAGUCGAACCACUCGUGUCGUCUGGAUCAGAGCAAAUCAUCUCAUUUGUCCUUUGUCUUGAACCCUUUCGGAGUAUCUAUCCCUUGCAGUCCACACAGUCCUCCUCCGUACUUGGGGCCAUGCAGGAACCAAGCACUUUUACCCACUCUGCAAGCAUGCAGUUUCAGGAACGGAGCGACAGACUAGUCACGACCCGCUUCGUGCUUUCAAGAAG